AUGGAGCAGUGGAGCAAUGCUAAGAAGUACUCGGUUGAGGAAUUAAGGAUUGAUGAGUGGGCGAUUCCUAUAACCGAUUACUCAAAUUUUGGGCGUCGCAAGACCACCGAUCCAGGGACCGAAGACUUUGUGGAGCUUGAACCGAUACAUUCCAACUUCCUACUGCUCUCUUUUGAGGAAAGCGUUCGUCAUAUUAGCUGGAAACAGGUUAUACCAUUGGACACUAAAGUGCGCGGCGAGGGGGUUUUUCUGAACAAGCAAGCAUGCCAAUUGUCGAAAUUACAAGAUCCGACCAAUGCGCUCAAUCGACGCGAAGUACUUGUUUGCCUAAAUGUGAUGACUUUUGACGCAUACACCAAAGACUAUCGCUUCCUUCAUUGGCCAGUCGUUGACUACUUUUGCUUUUAUGGCAAUAACUAUGUCAAUAUUCCACCGAGUGGCUGGAUUUGGGCGGCUCAUCGUCAUGGAGUUCCCAUCUUUGGCACUUAUGUUGCGCGCUGCCCUAUACUUUUGGAGGAGGCGCUCAGCCAGAUGGAUCUCAUUGUGAAGGCUUUGGUUAACUUAUGCCAGCUGUUGUGCUUUGAAGGCUGGAUGAUUUCCAUUGAGUGCGAAGUAUCCCCCGAAAAAAUGGCGCCACUGUUGUCUUUUGUUUCUAAGUUGCGUGCGGCCAUCGAAAUGGAAAUCCCGGCCGGUCGAGUUUUCUGGUGCGAUAGCGUCACCAGCACUGGCGAGUAUUUAAAGCAGUGUGAGUUAAAUGAGGAGAACAUUCAGUUUUAUCGCUGCACACAAAACAUAGUUCUUCAAUCUGACUGGAACGAGGCUAAGCUGGAAAGGACCGCAGCAACACUUCGUAAGGAGAAGGGGGACCUGCUUAGUGCCUUCUUCAGAUUCGAUCUUAACGGUCGGGAUAGGUUGGGACGCUUUCAGAACAGCAUUAAGUUGGCGGAGCAGCUCACAAAUGGCGGCUUCUCGAUGGCUAUCUUUAUUCCCGGCUUGCGUUUUCGUACAUUUCGUAAGGGGAUCGCUGCCUUACGGGAUAGUAUUGGCGGUAAUACUGUUAACAUCGAUUUCCUUGAUUCCAACGAUCGCUGGUGGGGUCGCGUCUCGGAGUUCCUGGCCAUACAUCCCUAUCGCAAGUUGCCCAUAUAUGUGGACUUCUGCGUCGGUAUGGGAAAUGACUUUUUCUUUCAUGGCCUCAAAAGGCGUGUAUCCAAGGCAUUUGUCAACAUAGCGCGCCAAUCGUUGCAGCCAUCGGUGUCUAUCCAGGGCAAUGCGGUGCACUGCUUCAGAGAAGUGUUCGCCGGCAGCAAUUCCUUGUGCCUUACCAACUAUGAGCGUCCCUUCCGCAUCUUUCUCGCAGACAUCGAUUUGACUCAAUCAGGCUCCCUGCUCGUGGCUUAUGCCUUCAAAGUCGAGGAUGGCGCCACUCUUGACGUCAUCUUGCGCUUCUGCCAUCCCAAGCAGACGGAGAAGGAUAUCUAUAUCUUCUGCGGUGACCACAAUAGCCACGUUGUCUGUACUGGGCGAGGCUACGUCUCUUCAUUGUCUCCGGAUGCAGCCAAGCAAUUCGAAAUUAAUGAAAUCCCGGCCGUUGGCGACUCCAUUAACUUUGGAUGGUAUACACAAUACUAUCUGAUGCACUUCGAUGGCGACGUGAAGCUCAAGGACAUCGGCUUGAAGAGCGAACGGGCCCCCAUAACCGAGGCGAAAACUUUCUUGGGCAACAUUCAUUUAAAACACAUUGGGCCGCAUGUGCCUUUGCGGACUGCUGCUCUCCAGGAGAGGGCUCAUAUCAACGUUCAUAGCGGAAAUUUCUGGAAUGAUUCGUCACGGUCAAAUGGUCCCCAAAUCCAAUUUAACUAA
Messenger RNA from Scaptodrosophila lebanonensis, 1863 nucleotides. RefSeq names its product cytosolic endo-beta-N-acetylglucosaminidase-like. Gene Ontology annotation, molecular function: mannosyl-glycoprotein endo-beta-N-acetylglucosaminidase activity. The transcript has 4 exons. Gene Ontology annotation, cellular component: cytoplasm. Lineage: Eukaryota; Metazoa; Arthropoda; Insecta; Diptera; Drosophilidae. Bases 1 to 1863 code for a protein of 620 amino acids. Gene Ontology annotation, biological process: protein deglycosylation. The record is from RefSeq and is a predicted model, not a curated record.